Molecule: messenger RNA, 828 nt
Organism: Prunus armeniaca (apricot)
Lineage: Eukaryota; Viridiplantae; Streptophyta; Magnoliopsida; Rosales; Rosaceae
Source: the annotation of a GenBank genome assembly
AUGGUCACCAAAAGGAGAAGAUUGCUUGAGUUAUCAUCCACGGUGACAAAUGAAGGAUUACAGAGAAGUGCACCUUGUGUAAAUAGCCAGCCUCCGGCCUCCUUCUCCUCCGCUAUCAGCCACAACCAAAUGUUCUCUCAAACCCAAAUUCAGACCCACCUCUGUCUUACUGCUAACAUCAACUACCAUCUCUCUCUUUGCCCUCUUCUCCUAAACACUAGCCGUCCCAUCUCUCAGUUCUUGGUUUGCUUAUAUUCCAUUCCAAUGGAGGAUGGUUACCCAUAUGAAGACGAAAUGGUUAUCCAUUUUGACGACAGUCUUGACCUGGAAGAGCGUAUCGAAAGCAAAAUUGUCCUGGUUGGUCUCCUUAUUGCACAUGUUGAACCUCCACAAACCAUUGUCAAAGAGAUCUUGCGUGCAGCCUGGAGUAGAAUGGGAGUCAUUAAAGUUAACAAAGCCAAAGAAAAUGUGUACUCUAUUACAGUGGCUGAAGAAGAGGUCGCAAGCAGAAUCCUUGAUGGAAAUCCAUGGUUCAUUAAGGGUUAUACAUUCACUGUAAAACUUCGGCCAUUAUACCACUCCCUUGACGACAUUCAAAAUAACACAGCUAUCUAUUGGGUUCAAGCUCAUGGUUUAACUCGAAACCUAUGCACACCAAAGAAUGCCCGACAGCUUGGAUCCAGAAUUGGAGCAGUAAUGGAGGUGGAAGAUACCGAUGAUGCGGGUUUCCGGGGCUUUCUGAGGAUGCUCAUCGACAUGAAUAUUAGCCCCCGGUUUCUUCAUGCAAUGCCCAGUCGCCGGAAAACGCCGCAUCCGCUUGAAGUAUGA